AUAUAAAGGAAUAGAUAUAGAUCUGAGAAUACACAACAAAAAAUAGAUGUUCGAAUUUCUCGGAUCUAGACUAGAUCUGUUGGUGCUUGCGAAGAACAAAAAAUAAUGUUUUUUUCUUCAUAUCUGUUGGUCCGGGGUCCUGCACAUUUCGAUCGUCCCUAGUGCGAGGCUUCCUUGCACCUUUUAUUUGUUUUGGGAUGCGAGCACUCUUCCACGGGUGUUUUAAAAAUAUCAAUUUUUUUGGCCUUGUACCAGUAUAUUUUACAGAAAGUCCAGACAAGCUGGAAGAUGAAGAUCCAGACAUGCCGAGUUCUCUGUCAGUGUCUUUUUUUCUUUCUUUCUUAUUUCUCCCCAGAUCAGAUGAGCAGGAAGAUGAAGACUAACACGAAUACGAUACCGAAAACCUAGACAAGUGGGAAGACGAGGAUCCAGACGAUGUCGAGCUCUGUUUCACUGAUGUGGCGUCAACGACUCUUACUGUUUGCGUCACUCGACUUUUGAAGGAACUCCUAUGGUUUAAGGGCUGGAUCGUGACUAAUUUCCAGAGUCAGCAGCUAUUGUGGCUUGAGACACUGGGAAAGUUCUGACUUUCUCUCUCUAAGGGGCUCUGGUACUUCACCCGCUACCUGUGUAGAUGGACACAAGUCUCAGAGUCUGAUUGCUUUCUAGUAAACAGGCAUAGAGCUUUUGUUCGUUGUUCUGGUUUCCACUGCACUUGAUCUAACUCUACCCUGAUUUUAAUGGGAUCUGAUAUUGCUGAAGUAGUGGACAAACUGCCAGACCCUUAUGCUUUUAAGCUGCCACUAUUAAAGUACAAAGAACUGAAGAAAUUGCUUGAUAGAAUAUCAACAGUACUUCCACUUAUAGAAGCGGCUCAGCCUCCAGGCUCUUCAGGAAUAGAGGCACUAGGCUCGUUAAACGAUUCAAUUGAGAGAGCCAUGCAAUUUUCCAUGUCCUGCUCACGAUCCAGUAAACUUUACCUGGCAGUAAGAGGGAAUAAAAUAGCCUCAAAAUGUCAAAGAUCAAAGAAUUUGUUGGAGGAAAGUUUAAGUCAAAUUCAAACUAUGGUUCCACAUGAGUUGGCUGAAGAGAUCUCUCACAUCAUGGAUGAUCUUACGGGUGCAAAAUUUACCCUGAACUCAUCUGAAGAGGAGGCUAUCAAGGCCGUCAGAAGAUUUCUCCUGCAGUGUGCUUCUGCAUCAGACUUAAUGGAAACCUCUGAGAUUAAAGCUCUUCAAUUGGCAGCUUCAAUGCUUGAUAUCACAUCCCCAGAUGCUAUCCGAAGAGAGAAAAAUUCCAUCAAGAAGAAGCUUCUUGAAGUUAAGUACAGUAACCUAAAAGAAAAAGAUACUUUAAAUUCACUUUUGCAUCUACUAAAGAAGUAUGGACACUUAAUCCUGCAAGAGCCAUCGGCAAAUGGCUGUGUUCAGCAUGAAGAAGCGAUUGCAUUUGAGAAGUGUGGAUGUAGUUCAACCUAUAGCCAAUCUGUGGAAGUGGAAUCCCAGAUCGGAUGCCAGCAUCAUGAAGUUCAGAUUGACUUGUCAAGUAGAGCUAUACCUCCUGAGGAAUUUAAGUGUCCUAUAUCUUCAAGAUUGAUGCAUGAUCCUGUUGUAAUUGCUUCUGGACAAACAUUUGAGAGGAUGAACAUACAGAAGUGGUUUGAUGGCGGUAAUGAAAUAUGCCCAAAGACUAAAAUCAAACUGGCCCAUUUGUCAUUGACUCCAAACAUGGCCAUGAAGGAUUUAAUAUCGAAGUGGUGCAUGGCGAAUGCAGUCACCAUUCCUGACCCAACUAUGAUAUCAGAAGUUCACGCUUGGGAAACUUCUUCCACUUCCAUUGUUAGCUUUGGCAGUUCUAUGAAUAAUCUUCAUCUUCCAGUGGAUCUCAGCAAUGUGUCAGUUGGAUCUUUAGAUUCUAGUUAUGCUUUGGAUUCAUCUCAAAGUUAUGCUUUGGAUUCAUCACAAAGUUAUGCUUUGGAUUCAUCACACACUAUGUCGAAAAAAGAGGAGCAAAAAAGCAACUCUUAUGCAAAGAUACAUGAGAUAGAUACGGAAUAUCUAUCUAAACUGGCUGAACUUCAGUGGGAAAGCCAGUGCAAAGUUGUUGAAGAUGUCAAAAACCAACUGAAUGAAAGUGACCAAGCAUGUCAUUCUAUGUCAUCCGACAAUUUUGUUAGACCCCUUGCUAGAUUUUUGAGGGAUGCACUUCAUCUGCAUGAUGUAAAAGCUCAGCGAACUGGAUCUCAGUUGUUGUCAGCAUUUGUGCGCAAAAACAGAACUGGGAUCUCAUACUUAUGCGAAGAAGCAUUUAGUCUCUUGGUUACUUUUCUUAUUUCAGAAGUAACAGAAGAAGCUCUAGGCGUACUAGAAUUUUUGUCAAGUGACCCGCAUUGCAAGGCCAAAAUUGCAGCAUCUGGUGCUUUAACUUCCAUCCUAAAGAUGCUCGACUCUGACAAUAGAGAUUGCCAGGAACGUGCUAUCAAAAUUCUGUGCAAUUUGUCCUCAAAUUGUGAUAUCUGCUCUCGCAUUGCGUCUUUGGAAUGCAUCCCAAAAUUGGUUCCUUUCUUAGUUGACAGCACUCUUGCAGGAAAUUGUGUGAUUAUAUUGAAGAAUUUAUGCCGUACAGAUGAAGGUAGGGUUUCUAUUGUUGAAACUAAUGGUUGUGUUGCUUCUGUUGCUGCACUAGUUGCAGCUGGCAGUCUUGAGGAACAAGAAAAUGCAGUAUCUGUUCUCCUUUCACUGUGCUCUCAUCGUGUUCAGUAUUGUCAGUUAGUCCUGCGCACUCAGGAGGAUGUCAUUUCCGCUCUUUUUGAUAUAUCCGUCAAUGGUACUGACAAUGGCAAGGUGAGUGCAAGGGAAUUGCUACGGUACUUAAGAGAUGUCAAGCAUAAUGAUGAUCGAGAGUGCUCUGGAGAUGAUAUGGGUGCCUUCAGAGACACUACGAAUCUCUCUAAAGAAAGAAAUUCAUCAAAGGCAUCCGGAUUUCUUGGAAGGAUAUCAAUCUUCUCAAAACCCAAAAAGAAAUGAAAGUUGUCUUCAACUCCUUGUAAACUUAAAGAUUCCUGGAAAUAUUAUGUGAUUAGAUGCUAUGGCAAAUGUAAUGAAGUCUACUUGUAAGUUGUAACUUUCUGUUUUUCAUUCUUUUUUUCCCCCUCUCCUAAACUGUAGAGGUUGUCUGUUGAUUGGAAUGAAGCAAUGAGUUUAUUAAUUACGAAUAAUAGCUUGGCAAGAA
This is a messenger RNA of Carya illinoinensis, 3231 nucleotides long. RefSeq names its product U-box domain-containing protein 5-like. The coding region runs from base 741 to 3026 and encodes 761 amino acids. The record is from RefSeq and is a predicted model, not a curated record. Gene Ontology annotation, biological process: protein ubiquitination. Lineage: Eukaryota; Viridiplantae; Streptophyta; Magnoliopsida; Fagales; Juglandaceae. Gene Ontology annotation, molecular function: ubiquitin-protein transferase activity. The transcript has 9 exons. Gene Ontology annotation, cellular component: cytoplasm; nucleus.